AUGUUGGAAAAGAAAAGCAUUGCCGUUUGUCGUAUUGGAAUGGUGUUGGGAAUGUUGGUCCUGAGCAACACGGCCAAUGCAGCAUCCUAUACCGUCGGGGACGCUACAGGUUGGGCAUUCAAUGUAGCUGGCUGGGAAAAUGGCAAGAAUUUCAAGGCAGACGAUGUACUUGAGUUCCACUAUAAACCAGAAUUUCACAAAGUAGUGGUGGUAGACAAGAAUGGAUACGACAGUUGCACCGCUCCUUCCGGCGCCAAAGUGUACCAAAGUGGAAAAGAUCAAAUUAAGCUUGUUAAGGGACAAAAUUACUUCAUUUGCAGUUUUCCUGAGCAUUGCCAUAAUGGAAUGAAGAUAGCCAUUGAUGCGGCUUAG
Fraxinus pennsylvanica is the source of this 372-nucleotide messenger RNA. Lineage: Eukaryota; Viridiplantae; Streptophyta; Magnoliopsida; Lamiales; Oleaceae. The record is from the annotation of a GenBank genome assembly.